Molecule: messenger RNA, 489 nt
Organism: Fusarium falciforme
Lineage: Eukaryota; Fungi; Ascomycota; Sordariomycetes; Hypocreales; Nectriaceae
Exons: 2
Coding region: 1-489 (162 amino acids)
Source: RefSeq, a predicted model, not a curated record
AUGCUUGUGGCGAUGGUUCUUGUUCUUUUCGCCUCUCGGGCUUUAUGCGUCGAGGACGCCCGUGGCCCGAGACUUUCUCGCGUCAAGGACCCGGUCAUAGACGAUUUUGCAUGGGACCUCCUUACGGAGACUACUGGGGUUGAUGCGGGUGAUCACUUAGAGAAGCCUGGCGAAGGGGGUCCAGAAUCCCUUGCAUGCACCGAAAAGCCCGGCCCCGACCGACUCGACUGUCCAGCCGCCAUAUCAGCCUGGACCGAACUCACCAACGACGCUGGAAACAUCGCCAUCAAGGGUGGACGGUGCCGCUCAGCGACCGCGGGUGCCUGUCGGGCGACUGUGUGCGCUCCGGGGCAAGACAUCAGUGUUGGGCUUGACGAAGUCAUGGGGCGAAUGUGGAAUCCUGUGUCGAUGAGAUGCGUCCUUGGUGGAACGGGAGGAAUCUGGCAGAAUGAGGGGUCGGCACUGGUGAUCGAGCUGGACCGUCCAUAA